GGGAGCAAGGGCCAAGUUCAAGCACUCAUGCACUUAUCUACAAGUGCGAAGGAGUGGAGGAGAAACAUCUCAGAGCAUCUUCUGUUUCACAUCUCCGUUCAAAGCCUCCAAGCUACAUGGAGCCGAGCAAGCCAGAAAUAGCCUAUGAGUUUCCUGGAAUGCUACGAAUCUAUAAAGACGGCCGUGUAGAGAGACUUAUGGGCACGGACUUUGUUCCGGCAUCGACGGAUCUCAAAACAGGCGUCAUGUCCAAAGACAUAAAAAUCCUGUCGGAAUUCGACCUCUCUGCACGCCUUUUCCUCCCAAAGCUUACCAAACCAAACCAAAAGCUCCCUCUUGUUAUCUACUUCCAUGGCGGUGGUUUUUGCGUUGGGUCGCCGUUCACUUCCAGAUACAACAGUUACCUCAACGCUAUCGUGGCCGAAGCUAAUAUUGUUGCAGUCUCUGUGAGCUACAGGUUAGCUCCUGAGAACCCUCUUCCUGCUGCUUAUGAGGACGCUAGGGCUGCGCUACAAUGGAUUGGCUCACAUUGUGGUAAUGUUUCUGGGCCUGAGGCAUGGUUGAAUGAGCAUGUGGAUUUUGAGAGGGUGUUCUUGGCCGGUUUGAGUGCAGGGGCCAAUAUUGUUCAUAAUCUGGCCAUAGCUGCUGGAGAGGUAAACUUUGGGUUGAAAGUAGGCAUUCUUGGAGUUGUCUUGGAACACCCAUACUUCUGGGGAUCAAAUCCUAUUGGAUCAGAGGCUCAUCUAGAUCUAAAUAUGAAGGCACUUGUAGAUCGGCUCUGGCCGUUGGUCUGCCCGUACUCACCAGACAACGAUGAUCCACAGGUUAACCCGGUGGCCAAGGGGGCCCCUAGCUUAGUGGGGCUAGGGUGCAAGAGGGUUUUGGUGUGUGUGGCUGAGAAGGAUAUGUUGAGGGAUAGAGGGUGGCUUUAUUAUGAGGCACUGGGUAGGAGCGGGUGGAAAGGUUCGUUGGAGAUCAAAGAGACAGAAGGAGAAGACCAUGCGUUUUAUUUGAAUGAUUUGGAGAGUGAGAAAGCCAAGGAUUUGAUCAAACACUUGGCUGCUUUCUACAAUAAUAAGGACAUGCCUACAUUAAUUUGAUUGUUCAUGAUUAUAGUUCUUGCUGUUGCUACUGUAUAUAUUAUGCUUUUCUUCA
This is a messenger RNA of Carya illinoinensis, 1155 nucleotides long. Its product is annotated as probable carboxylesterase 2. Bases 117 to 1100 code for a protein of 327 amino acids. NCBI's taxonomy places the organism in Eukaryota, Viridiplantae, Streptophyta, Magnoliopsida, Fagales, Juglandaceae. The record is from RefSeq and is a predicted model, not a curated record. The transcript has a single exon. Gene Ontology annotation, molecular function: hydrolase activity.